UUGUUCCUUCUCUCCUCAGCCGUGGUGUCGGGACAGUGGACUGCGGACAAUCCACCACAUGUGACAGCGCAGAAUGGUUUGUGUGCACGGAUCCCGUGUCACUACAGCCACCCGUCGACUCUGAACGAUAAACCGCGGUUUGGAAUCUGGUUUAACAGCGAGACUCUGGACUUCACAUCUGUAGCCUUUUUCUCCCAGACUCACAUCACACCAAAGUUUCAGCAUCGGACCCGGCUGUCAGGAGUCCUGAGAGACAACGACUGUUCCCUGGUUAUAGACAACGUCACUCAGGAAGAUACAGGUCCUUAUUUUUUCAGGGUCGAAUUCCUCGACGGCCAAAAUUAUUUCAACUACCAGCCUCCAACACAGCUCCAUGUUACUGAUUUCACAGAUAAACCCACGAUAUUACCUGCUGAAAUGGUGGCAGGUCAGCCUGUGAACGUGACCUGCUCCUUCAACACCACGUGUGAUGGAACAGCCCCCACCUUAACCUGGGUCACCCCUGAUGAGCCACCGUCAGCCUCACGCAGCGUAACUCAGCGGGGAGACACUCUGACAUAUACUUCUGUUCUGUACGUGACCCCAGCACUCAAACAUCACGGGCAAAACCUCACCUGCAUAGUCACAUACCCCACAGUCUCAUCCGAGCAGAUCCACACAAUGGCUGUUCAAUAUGCUCCACGGAAUCAAUCAAUCACUUCCCCCGACAACGUGAAUAAUUCCGGAGUCACUGUAAAGGAAGGAAACUCUGUAGAGUUCCUCUGCUCCGUUCAGAGUUUCCCAGCAUCUAACCUGACGUGGAUACAUCUCGGUGCCACAAUGAACACAACAGGAUCCAGCAACGAGCUGUGGUUGAAAAUCCUUCAGGUGACUCGGCUGGACGCUGGGGACUAUCAGUGUGUGGCGGAGAAUGAGCACGGGACAGGGAAGGGGAAUGUAACCCUCAUUGUAGAAUGUGAGUAGACACAUGUCACGUCUCUGUGAACAUAAAUGAGAUGUCAGUGGAAUAUAUCGUGUUUUACCGGGAUAUUAUGGUAUAUCUGCCUCUCUCCCACACACUCUCUCCUCUUGUAAGAUGAAGAUUAGAUAAGGUUAGACACAAAAAGCUGGAGUAACUCAGCGGGACAGGCAGCAUCUCUGGAGAGAAGGAAGGGGUGACGUGUCCAGUCGAGACCCCUCUUCAGACCGAGUCAGGGGAGAGGGGGAUACAGAGAUAAGGAAGUGCAAGGUGUGAAAAGGAGACAGAAAAAAUGUCGAAUUGUUAGCUGGGAGAAGUUGACAACAAGUCAAAGAUAAAAUAUAAUAGUAAGAUUAAACGAGAACUUACCAGUUUGAAGUUUGAUCUUUAUUUUAUGAGGAGGAAUGUUGAGGGAAUACGUGAAAGAAGCCCGCUACGAC
Molecule: messenger RNA, 1398 nt
Organism: Leucoraja erinaceus (little skate)
Lineage: Eukaryota; Metazoa; Chordata; Chondrichthyes; Rajiformes; Rajidae
Product: myelin-associated glycoprotein-like
Source: RefSeq, a predicted model, not a curated record